AUGAGAAAAAAAUCCAUCAUAAAGAAGGCAAGAUUAUUAACAGAAUUAGAAGAAAUUUCCUGCAUGUCAAAUCAAGGAAAUAAUACAAUAGAAAACAAUGCUACUUUAUCUAAUGAUACAAGUAGGCUUAAUACAGAAAUUCAAUCGUUUAUGGAUGAUACUCGCAAUGAACUUCGAUUUUAUCUUCAAGACGAUAGAAUUACUAAUGACACAGAAAAAUGUCAAAAGUCAUCCACAUACAUAAAUUGGAGAGGAAUGGACUAUGUUAAUUUGCUAUUAAGUGAAAAAGAAAAUUAUAAUAUCUCCUGUCUUGUUGAAAAAUGGAAUGAGAAAAAAAAAACUUUUGAAGCAAGUAUAGUUGAAAAAAUCAAUUCAACGUGUAAUGCAGCAGCGUUUGAUUAUUGUACUAUUUUGAAUAAAAAUGAAAACUGCACUAGACCUUAUGAAUAUAAUGAUCUAUCAGUAUCCCCAUCUUUAACAUACGAAAAACUCAAUGAUGAUACUUAUAGUUCUAAUAAAACUCAAAUUAUUGAGCAAAGACAGCGUAAGUUUGACAGUGUUACUAAUGAUAUAUCUUAUUACUAUUACAGAAAGUAUGAGACUGACAAUUCUCCACUUAAUUGUGGAAAGUGGAGUAUGUAUAUAUAUAAGAGAGGAAUGCAAUUUAUUAAUAUGUUCGCCAAUGAAUUUUAUGAUGAUCCAAUAUAUGUAAAUGAUUCUAUUAGAAUAUGGAAUGAUCAUAGUAAUACAUUGGAAAGAACUGUGUUAGAACAGACUGGUAAUCAAUGUAAUAUGACAACAAUAAUUUAUGAAAUUAAAGAGAGAAAAAAUUCAAGUAAUCCAUAUGAUUUAUCUUGGCUUCCUUCAAAUAGCACUCAAAAUAAUUUUAAUGAAUCUAUAUAUAAUACAACUGUAUUACCAGAUGCCUUACAACCUACAACUGUAACUCCUAAUGGAUUACAUAAUGAUACUGCUACAGAUUCCUUGGGUAGCAACACGAUUAGUGUUAAUAACGUAAAUGGUGUGAAUCCCUCUGAAAAUACAUUAACAGGCGACAUCUCAGUACCACCACCUACUGCAGAUCAAAUUGACCCAGAAAUUGCAACCGCAAUUUCUCCAGAAGACUCAACACAAUCCAAUUCUUUAACUCCAAAAGUCACAAUACAUUCUGAUACUAAUACUAUAUCUAACACAACCUCAUCAUCACAUUCCCCUGAAGUUGCAACAUCUCCUGCAACUGAAAUAUUACCUUCAAAUUCUACUACAAGUAGUGGCACACCUUCAGUUACACCUUUACCUAGAAAAAUAUCUCCUACAGCGACCAAUGUAUAUUCUAAUACUACUAUGAAGACAUUUACAAAUAAUAUUACACCUUCUACUACUAUCACUGCGCCUCCUACAACUGCAUCUUUAUCUUCCCCUGAGGAUAUGUCUCCUACAAAUAUAGCUAUACCUUCUAAUAAUAACACUGUAUCUCUUACAAGUAGUAGUGCACCUACAGUUACAUAUUUACCUGUUAACCAGUCUCCUCCAAAUAUAACUGCAUCUUCUACUACUACGGUUGAGUCAUUGGAAAAUAAUAUUACACCUUCUACAACACCAACUAAAUCUCCUGCAACUUCUUUACCUUCUAAAACUGUAACUUUUGUAAAUAAAAAUAUAUCUAUAAAUGGCAAUACAUCUGUUACAAAUGUUACUGCAUCUCCUAUAAUUGAUCCUGUUUCUUCUGAGAUUGCACCUUCUCUUACAACUAUGUCUACGACUUUUACAGAUGGUUCUACACCUCCACUACCUUCAUCUAUUCCUAAAAUCACAACUUUGCCAUCUACAAAUAAUUCUACAUCACGUACAAAUGAUAUGUCUAUUCAUCUUACUAAUGAAGUUACUCAUAAAACUGCAACUUCAUCUUUUUUGACAAAUACCAUUGAAAAUUCUACUGCUACCAUUGAUCCAUUUACAAAUAAAAUUGCAUCUCCUGAAACUGACAUUACAUCUCUUGCAAUUAACACUACAACUCUUAUGCCUGAUAAUAUAUCUCCAACUCCACUUUCGAAUCCUCUUGAUAAAACACCUAUUCCCUCAAAUACAACUGCUUUUUUUCCUACAACAAGUAGCAAUUUACCCUCAUUUCAGACAGAUGGUAUCCAACUGCAGAUCCCACGAAAUAUACAUGUCCCUCUUAAACAGGUUCAACCACAUGUAAAUGGAAGAAAUUGUACUGAAAACACUUCAUCAUGUCCAAGUGCGACUGUUCCAAAUACUUUGACGCCAACCCCAUCAAGUGACCCUACCGAAGUUACGCCUACAGUUAAACCUACAGAUAAUUUAUUAAUACCAAUGGUUUCAGGAGGUAUAUUUAUUUUAGGAAUUAUUUUUCUUUUGAUUCUUCUUUGGAAAUGUACUCCUAUUGGAUCUUGGAUUCGUAAUAGGAAGUCAAAAAAAAAAAAAGCAAGAAAAAAGAUUAAGAAAAUAACAAGGGAACCGUUGCUAAUGGAUACAAAUAAUAUAAAGAGUGAACCAAUAAAUAAUGAAAAUUAUUCGUUCUUAUAUCAUGAAAAAGAAAUACCACUAUGUAAUAUAAGUUUGGAAAAUGAAAAAGAUUUGAAGUAUAAACAUGUGAAGAAAUCGAAAGCACAUAAAGGAAUGUAUAUGGAAAAUGAAGAAGACUUGAAGCAUGAAAAAAUGAAGAAAUCCAAAGCACAUAAAGGAAUGUACAUGAAAAAUGAAAAAUAUUUGAAGUAUGAACAAAUCCAGAAAUCUAAUGCUCACGAAGAAACGUAUAUGGAAAAUGACAAAGAUUUGAAGUUUGAACAAAUUAAAAAAUCCAAAACACAUGAAGGAACCUAUAUGGAAAAUGAAAUAGAUUUGAAGUAUGAAGAAAUAAAGAAAUCCAAAGCACAUGAAGGAAUAUAUAUAGAAAAUGAAAAUAAAUGCAUUCGUCAAGUUGUAGAUGUAUCAAAGAAACACGAAAAUGAAUCGAUGUUGGGAGAAAAAUUAUAUCAAGAUGAUCCUAGAAAUGAAAUUGAAGAAAUGGAAUUGAAUGUAAAUAAAUCUAUAAAUGAAAUUAAAGAUGAAUUAAAUAAAAAUAUAUUAGAAAAAGACCCUGUUCAUAUUGUAUGGCAUAUUAGGAAUGGCACAUUAAAUGAGGAAAAAGCAAAUGAAAUAAACUUGCAAAAAGAAAAAUCUACAUGUGAAAAUGAAAUGAAAAAUUUAGAAAAUAAAAGAUCACUUAAUGAUGAAGUAUGUAGUUGGAAUACAUGGAUAAAUAUACAUUUGAUAGCCUUACUUGAGUAUAAAAAAGAGGAAUGGAAAUUGAAUAAAUCCGAAUUUUUUGAUAUUUGUUUAGAAGAGAUCGAAAAAGAUGGAGAAAAUUCUAAUUUAAAAGAAAUGGGAUAUAAUUUUGUAAUGAAAAUAAAAGAAGAAAAUAGUACCCAUGCUACAGAUAAAUAUAGUAGUAUAUUAGAUAAAUAUAAAAAUGAAGAGUGGUUUAUUAAUUUGAAGAAAGAAUGGGAACAAGAACAAGAAAAACACUUAAAAUAUUUAGAAGAACAUGAAAUUAAGAAAAUGUCAGAAUUGGGAUUAAAUAAUUUUAUUCUAGGUAAAAAAAAAAAUAUAUGGAAGAAAUGGAUAGAAUGGCAAAUAAAGCAUUCAUACAAAUACAAAAAUCAGAAAUGGUUUAUACAAUUGCUAGAAGAAUAUGAAAAAAAAGAAAUACAUGAAAAUUUAAAAGAAGAAAAAAUAGAGAAAGAAAGAAAUAAUGGAAUAGAUAAAAAUGAAAUGAAGAAAAAUUUGGAAAGGAGAAUUUUUUUAGAUAUUUAUAUGAUGUUAUUAGAGGAAUGUAUAAAAGAAGAGUUGCAAAAAGAAGAAAAAUUUUAUAAAACAAACAUAAUAGAGAUAAGAAAAUUUAAAAAUUUGGACGAAGAAACAAAUAAAUUAGAAAAAAUAGAGAGAGAAAGAAGUUGGAAUGUUAUAUCAGAGAAAGAAAAAGAGGCUAUAGAAAAAUGGAAAAAAGAAAAAUGGUUUAUUGAGUUAAUGUUAGAAUGGAAAAAUAAUGAAGAAAAAUAUAUGAUGGAGAUAAAUGAAGAAAUUUUAGCAAAAAAGGAUCAAAGAAGAGUAAUGGAUAUUAUCUUAGAAAGACAAGGCAUUAUAUUGAAAAAACACUGUGAAAAUAUUUGUAGAAAGUGGAAAGACGAUGAUAACAAUGAAGAAUGGCUUACAAAGUUAGUGAAUGAAUAUGAAAAUGAAGAGAAAGAACAUAAAAGUAGAACUUAUAAAAAUAGUAUAGAAAAAGAAAAGGAAAAUGAAAAAACCAUAGGAAGAGGUGAAUCAAUGCCAGAGAUUAAUAAAAAGGAGGAAGGUAAAAUGAGAAAAUAUGAAAGGAAUCAUUUAGAGGAAUCAUAUGAAAUGAAUAAUUCUAGAAUAAACAAAAAAAAAUUAAAAUGGAAGACAUUAAUAGAAAUAUAUAUGGUAAUAUUGGAGGAAUAUAGAAAAGAGGAGUGGUUAUUGAAUAAAGGAAAAUUUUUAGAAAUCUGUUUAGAAGAAUUUAUAGAAGAAGAUAAAGAAAAAUAUCCAAAACUAAUAGAAAAUGAUUUAGCAAUGAUAGAAGAAGGGGAAGAAGACAUUAGUACAUUGAUGAUUGAGAAACAAAAACGUUUAUGGAAAAAAUGGGUAGAAAGAAACAAAAGAAUGUCAGAAAAAUGGAAAAAAGUAGAAUGGUUUAUUAAUUUGAAAAAAGAAUGGGGAAAAGAACAAGUAAAAUUUGAUGAAUUAACAAAAGAAUCAGAAAUAUCAGAUAUAGAAGCAGGAAAAAAUCCUAUGCUAGAGAAACAAAAAAGAAUAUGGAAACGAUGGCUAAAAAAACAAAGAAUGUGGUUUAUACUACAUAGCGAGGAUGAAUGGUUUAACAAUUUAUUAGAAGAAUACGAAAAAGAUGAAGAACUUAAGGAAAGAAUAACCAAAAAAGAUGCGAAAGAAGCGAAGGAAAUUCAUGAAAAUAUAAAGGAAUUUAAACAAGAAAGAGAUGAAGAAAUAAAGAAAUAUAAAAUAAAAGAAAAAUUGAUACAAAAAGUUUUGAUAGAAAUACAUAUGACACUAUUAGAAGAAUUUAUGAAAGACGAAUGGCAAAAAGAAAAAGAAUGUUUUUUUAAAACAAUGAUGAAAGAGUUGAAAUUACAAGAAAAUUUAGAUGAACAUGUUAUCUUAUUGGAAAUAAAAAAAAAAAGAAGUAGGAAUGCUAUAUUAGAUAUUGAAAAAUCGGAAAUAGAAAAAUGGAAAAAGAAAAAAUGGUUUAUAGAGUUAAUAUUGGAAAUGAAAAGAAAAGAAAAGGAAUACACAAAAGAAGUAUAUGAAGAUAUGAUAGCAAAAAAGAAUGAGGAUAAAAUUAGAAAUCCCAUGUUAGAAAUGCAAAAAAUUAUAUGGAAAAAACACUGUGAAGAUAUUCAUAGGAGGUGGAUAGAAAAAAAUAAUAAGGAAAUUUUACAACACUAA
Messenger RNA from Plasmodium gallinaceum, 5487 nucleotides. RefSeq names its product surface-associated interspersed protein (SURFIN). Bases 1 to 5487 code for a protein of 1828 amino acids. NCBI's taxonomy places the organism in Eukaryota, Apicomplexa, Aconoidasida, Haemosporida, Plasmodiidae. The transcript has 2 exons. The record is from RefSeq and is a predicted model, not a curated record.